AUGGCUAGAAUCGCAACGAACCCAGCACUUGACAUUCAACCCGACUUUGCCUCCCCUACCUUCGAACUCCUCAGAAAUCGAAUCAUCGGCGGCACGCAAAUGACGCACCAGGAAGUAGCUGCUGAUCUGAUCGCAGCGUGGCAGCAAGACCGAAACCUCAGGAGCAUCGCCUGGGUCGAGCAAGAGACUGAAGAUGCGCGCUUAGCAGCUGAAGCCGCACAGGCAGAGCACGAGCAUCUGGAGCAAGAACGCCUACGCAUAGAACAAGAGACUGAAGCAGAGCUACACGAGGUCGAAAAGAAGAAACCCAAAAUCAACGACUUCAAGAGCGGAAUGGCCGUAGGUGACACCCUUACCCCGCGCCCAUCUCAGUAUGCGAUCCACAAGCUCAAAACCUUUGAGUACGUCGAAUUGUGGUAUUUCAGCCCAGACGGUUGCAAGGAAACCUCAGACGAAGCGAAGUCAACUGCGGACGACACAUUCGGCUUCGCCAAAGUCGAUGAUUUCGUCGCUCUCAAACCAGUGGCCUCCUUCAAAGCAUCACGCAAGGCCAUCCAGGAUCACAGCCUCGAAUGGCAUCAGUUUGACCUGGCCAAGAACAACUUCCUCCUCUACAUCAACAAACUGAAUUGGCCGGAGAAACAUCAGCGUGCUCUGACCAUGUUCUUCAUGAACAUCGUGGCGCACCCAUCUCGUUCCGAACCCUUUGGCGAACGAGCCCUACUCCUAUACGCAGCUCGUGUACAACGAGACUGGCACGAUCUUCUCGUUCUAGACAACGCGUUUGACAUCAGUGUAUUCAAUCUGCUGUUACUGAAGAACAUGACUGAGGAAAUUUGGAAUAAAACACGGUUCGAGAGCCUCACUGAGGUCAGUAUGCUUCAAACAUUGUGCAAGCGGCUGUCAAUACUGACUCGUCAUCCGCUCCCUCUCAUACUUAUGUCAAAAAAUGUGACAACUGCUGCCAUCUCCCGCUUCCGCUACAUGCUACCUCUCUGCUCCCGCUACAUGCUACCUCUCUGCUUCCGCUACAUGCUUCCUCUCUGCUGCCGCUACACGCUUCCUCUCUGCUUCCGCUACACGCUUCCUCUCCAGCUUCCACUACAUGCUUCCUCUCUGCUUCUGUUUUUCGCUCCCAUCACCAUCGGCCCCUUUCCCCCGCUUCCCAUACCUCCAGUUUCAGCUUGGCCACCAAACGCAGCGAAACCCAAACCAGGACCAGCCUGCCUCGCACCGAAAUCAGAAUCGCAAUGGGUUGCGGCAUGCUAG
Suillus bovinus is the source of this 1269-nucleotide messenger RNA. RefSeq lists its product as uncharacterized. Lineage: Eukaryota; Fungi; Basidiomycota; Agaricomycetes; Boletales; Suillaceae. The transcript has a single exon. The record is from RefSeq and is a predicted model, not a curated record. Bases 1 to 1269 code for a protein of 422 amino acids.